Molecule: messenger RNA, 1545 nt
Organism: Paramecium tetraurelia
Lineage: Eukaryota; Ciliophora; Oligohymenophorea; Peniculida; Parameciidae
Exons: 1
Source: RefSeq, a predicted model, not a curated record
AUGAAUCCUAAUAAACCAUAGUAUUUAUGGUAAAAUAAUCGAUCAUCUUUACACAAACGAUAUUAAAUUUCAUCUAGAAGCAAUAGCCUUUCAAUAAAAAGCAAUAGAGAACAUUAUUCAUCCUCAUUUGAAAAUGAUCUAAGGAAAAGCCUUUUAGCUCAAUCCCAACUUGAAUAUUAAGGAAAACUGCAAUAAGUCAUGGAUACUCAAAACGAAUUACUUAGACAUUAAUUGUUAGAAAUUUAAAAUAGGCAACUGAAAUUCCAGAAUGAAGUGCUUCAAUAAUAGGUAGAAAAAAUCUAGCAUGAUGUAGAAAACACCUUCAAACUAGUAACAAAAUAGAAAUUACCAGCAUUGAAUGGCUAAUACUAAAACCAAAUUGCUUAAUAAAUCAUAAAUAAUGAAUCAAUUAUCUCCUAAAUAAAAUAGCAUCAUUUAAUAGCUGAGACAAAUAAAUUCAGAAAUUAUUUAAAAGAAAAUCAACUAGAGAGUAUGGAGAGAAUCGAAAAAAUAGAGAGAAUGGAGAAAAUGGAGAAACAAUCAGAAAAUACUAUCAAAGUUAUACCUUAAUCUACCAUAAGAGAUAAUUCAAACGACUAUGAGUUUAAAAUUAAAAAAAUAACAAUUCCUUAAAAACCUAAGAAAUAUGUCACGAGACUAAAGGUAAUCUUUUUGGUUGUACUUGCUUAUGUUAGAUGGAGCAAAGAGUUUAGAGUAAAAAGAAUUGAAUAAGCAAAAAAAUUAAAAUAAAUUAGAGAGAAAUUCUAGUUUACAAAAUAGAAAAUCUUAUUAAUUAAUGAAGAUCAAAUAAAAUUACAACUUUAUUAAUGGGUAGAAAAUGUUUUUGAUGAAUUCAUCUAUGAACUCUGUAGACCUGAAUUCUUAAAGCAUUGCCAAACUAAAGAUUACGAUCCUAGUUCACAUGAUAAUAUUAUUUAUAGACAAGGACUAAUAUUAAAAUUAACUUUAGAUUACUUUAUUAGACUUGAAAAAAUGACUUAAAUGAAUGUGUUACCAAAAUUAAUUGUCAAUUUGAUGUAUUUGUCAUUGUUUUUAUCUUAAAAUUCUAAAGCACCAUUAUUUGUAGCUAAAAGAACCAAUUUUUAUUUGAAAAACAGUAUUAAAAUAUCCAGUCCAUAAGAAAAGAUGAUAAUUGGAGAAUACUUAUUGUUUCGCCUUAUUAUACAGAAUAUGUUGAUUAUAUUUAAUAAUAUCAAAUAUCAUAAUCGAAUCCAUGAAAAGCUAACUAAAUUUUUUGUUACUAUCAUAGCAAGUUUUAUUUAAAUCCUAUACAUGGACUAUUUUGAAGAUAUUAAAUUGGUUAAAUAAAUUAAUGUGGAAUUGUAUUAAAGAAAGAUUGUUUUAGAUGAAAAUUUAAAAGCGUUAAUGAUUUUGGAAGAGUAAAUAGAUGAAAAUGAGCUACUGAUUUUAGGGUUGUAAGAUCGAUCGUAAUUUGAAAUUUUGUUUUAACAGCAGAUGGAUUGGAUUUAAAACAUAAGCAAGAUUUUCCAUAAAAUUAUUAUGAACAUACACGAAUAAAUAUGA